This is a messenger RNA of Serinus canaria (Common canary), 1249 nucleotides long. It is a transcript of the gene VPS26C, whose product is annotated as VPS26 endosomal protein sorting factor C. The record is from RefSeq and is a predicted model, not a curated record. Lineage: Eukaryota; Metazoa; Chordata; Aves; Passeriformes; Fringillidae. Gene Ontology annotation, cellular component: endosome. The transcript is spliced from 8 exons. The coding region runs from base 105 to 998 and encodes 297 amino acids. Gene Ontology annotation, biological process: intracellular protein transport.
AGUGGCUGGGAAGUGACGGCGGCGAGGACCCGGAUGUGAAGGGGGCAGGGCUCCCGCGCACCCCGCCCUUGGGUCACGUGAGGCGGCGAUCACGUGACGGAGCGAUGGGGACGACGCUGGACGUGCGGGUGAAGCGCGCCGGGAAGGUCUAUCGCGAUGGGGAAAUUCUUUCUGGAGUGGUGGUCAUCACCAGUAAGGACACGGUGCAGCACCAGGGGAUCUCCCUGACCAUGGAGGGCUCAGUGAAUCUGCAGCUCAGUGCCAAAAAUGUGGGUGUGUUUGAGGCCUUCUGCAACACUGCCAAGCCUAUCCAGAUUAUCAGCAGCACCAUUGAGAUGGUGAAACCAGGGAAGCUCCCCAGUGGCAAGACAGAAAUUCCCUUUGAAUUCCCACUGCAAAUGAAGGGCAACAAGGUUCUGUAUGAGACAUACCAUGGAGUCUUUGUCAAUAUCCAGUACACCCUGCGCUGUGACAUGAGACGUUCCCUGCUGGCAAAGGACCUGACCAAGACCUGUGAGUUCAUUGUCCACUCCCUGUCACAGAAAGGGAAGCUGCUGCCGAGCCCUGUGGACUUCACCAUUACUCCUGAAACUCUGCAGAAUGUUAAAGAGAGAGCCUCCCUCCCCAAAUUCCUGAUCAGGGGGCACCUGAACUCCACCAACUGUGUGAUCACGCAGCCGCUGACGGGGGAGCUGCUGGUGGAGAGCGCCGAGGCGGCCGUCAAGAGCAUCGAGCUGCAGCUCGUGCGUGUGGAGACCUGUGGCUGUGCUGAGGGCUAUGCCAGGGAUGCCACAGAGAUCCAGAACAUCCAGAUCGCCGACGGCGACGUCUGCAGGGGCCUCCCCAUCCCCAUCCACAUGGUGUUCCCCAGGCUCUUCACCUGCCCCACCCUGGAAACAACCAACUUCAAAGUGGAGUUUGAAGUGAACAUCGUGGUCCUCCUGCACGACGACCAUCUCAUCACAGAGAACUUCCCCCUGAAGCUCUGCAGGAUGUGAACAUCCCCAGGAGAAGCAGGGAAGGAUUUUCUGGGAAUUCCUCAGAGGGAAAGUGGAACUUUAUCCGUGCCUGACUUCAGCUGGAGCCACCUCACUCCCUUCUUCCCGUGGGCACUUCCUGUGCUUCCACUUCCCUGUUAACCUGGCCAAGACUUUGCCUCUCUGCAUUUCCCAAUCCUGCCUUCCACAACCACGUUUUUCCCAAUUUUUCUCAGGCAGAACCUGAAGGAAUCAUUCUGGAGCUUUCUACA